CGUCUUUCUGCUGAGCUGUGAUCGUGAUACAACGGGUCCUGUUUUAAUAACUUUUGUUUUCAUUUUCAGUACAAAGCAAAAAAAAGGCAAACAAAUAGUGUUCAAAUGCUAGUGACUCAAAAGAAUAUUUCCUUGAUAGAAACAAACGGCGUCAACGGACGGUAAUGAGCUGGGUUUCCCGACAUAAAGACUCAAAGUCUUUGAAAACCAAAGCAAGGCUAAAAGCCUUACAACAGUUCCCAUCCAGGGGUUUGACAUUUCAUCAGGCUGUCAAAAGCCCCAACCCAAACAUAAACAAAACCCAUCCAAACACAAUUUCCCACACUACUCGCGCAAUCCCAAAGACCCAAAAAAUGGGGAAAAAUAAGCAUGGAAAACGGAAGCAGUACCUCAACAACGUGGACGUUCCCGUAUCGAAAACGACCGCAAACGUGCUGAAAUCAUCUGCCGGUGAAAAUGUGCUACCACCACCGCCGGCUAAAUCAAUCCUGAAACCGUCCGUACCUGCAUCUUCCACCCGACCAUCCUCAAAACUGCAAGCUCCGUCGGCUACAACUUCCGCCGGAGCAGGAGCUUCGGCAGCGACGUCCGGUGCUGGUGCUACGAAAUACAAACAACCGGAACUGCACACAACGCUCGGUCUUAGUAAACGAAUCGAGACGGUCCAGAAGAUGGAAGCUCCCUCGAUUAACAGCAUCGGCCAGCUGACCCCGAGCAGUAAAAAGCGCGUAAAUGCUAUGGUCACGAAACAUCUGAACCAUCUGUACGACCAGGUCGUGUUUAAGAAGCUGGCACCGGUGAACGUGAACGAUACGGUGCUGGUGCCGACCACCCGCAACCGGCUCGGUGACGCCAAGGCCCGGUACGUGUUCAAGGACAAAAAAGACCCGGAACCGGUGCUGAGCGACUAUCUGCGCCCGAUACCGCCGUUUACGUUUCACUUUGUGCCGCACAUUCCGACCGCCCAGCUGGGCCGCGUCGCUGCCGGUGACUCGUGGAACAACUUCCACAACAUCGAGUACGUCAUGCGGAUUAUGGAGGAGCACUGAGCAGGGUGAGGUAGGCAACACAUGAUCGCUAGGAGUUUUCUAUUUUUAUGAGCAUUUAUUGAAUUGAUUGGGGGGAGGGGUUGUUUCCACGGAAACGAACAUUUGUGGAACCGUAAUUGUUGCAAUACAAACAUGUACGAAUUAUCCGCAUCGUCUUGUUCACCAUUAGGCGACCGACGGAGAGCGCUAAGAUACAUUCAGCGGUGCUACCGUGUGUUGGGUGUGUUUGUUUUAUUUUCUAUUUUGAAGUAUUGUUAGCAUGAUUUAGUAUCUCUUACUUGCAUUAAUUUUGAACUAUUCCUCUUCCUUACACCUUCAAUAUACUCUCGACACACCAUUGCCUCACCAUCAUCACUCUCAUCACAGCUGUUCUAUGUUUCGUACGGUUUUGCCAUCACUGCCAUUUCUUCACCGUUUACAGAUAAAUUAAAAGGCCAUUUUUUGGCUUAAUGCAAAACACACACAUACCAACAUAGGUACUUGCAAGUACUAGCAGCUGCUGGAAGGCUUAAAUGUAGAAGAGAAAGUUACUUUAAGGAAUCAAAAAUAAGGGAAGAGAGCAAAAGAAACAAUCAGUAUACACGUACACGUAAUUCGAAUUGUGUUAUCGAAUAAAAAAAAAAACAAUGCGCACCUUCCUAUAUUAACCUUGAGUUGUUCACAGUCACAUGCAAUUGCCGUUAGUUUCAUCACUUAGCUUCAUUUUUUCCCGGGGUUGAGGAAGAAUAACGGGAACUGAGUUUCCCUGCUUGCCCAACCCAAAACCCGAUUCUCUCUGUCCGAUUACCGAUUGAUUCCGAUUUUAGCACAUCGUUCGAGUCUUUCUGGUUAUAUUUUAUGUUUUUUUUUUAACGUGGGAGACAUACGACAAAGGUUUUCUAUCAUUCUAUCAUCAUUAAUACACAUACGUUUCACUUCCGCAACCCGGUUCGCUCGCUACGUUAACAUUCCGUUACGUUUUUUGGAGUAAAGUAUUUUAAAUUGCAAGUUUAGAUUUCUCAAUGAUCGCUCCACUUCUCUUGAUCUCACCGUAAAUUGUAUGCUUCGCGAAUUGCUUCGUUUUAGACAUUAUUUCCUUCUUCAACGGGGCCCACACGUGCACUAAAAAUGAUACAAAAAUGAUAUAAACAAAAAGCUCAAUACACUCAGCAGGUACGAGAUCUUUAUCAGAGAGCGGGAAACAAAAAUGAUAAAACCAAAAUUACAACACUAACCACACAUUUUAUUGAGAACAUUAAACCCAGCAGAAAUUAAUUGUAAAGAAAACAAAAAUAAACGUUUAUCUUCUUUGUUGGAAGAAUGAAUAAAAGAAAACUGUAAAACUAUAAAAUUAAUGCAAUUAAAGUAGCAAGUAAUAAAUGAAAGGUAAAAACAACGAGACAGUGUGAGGACCGUCCGUCGGCCCACACACUUCCCUACGUCAUGAUACUUUUUUUGUAUGAGAAACUAACAAUAACUAAAAGCAUAAUCAACAAAAACUGUUACCAGUUGUGCUGUGCGUUUGCUAAAGGAAGAUAAAUCCGUGUCGUGCACACGUAAAACCUGUUCCGAAAUCUUUCCUCCCGAACCACAAGCCCUAAGAAUGGUUGAAUAAACUAACUUCCUAAAGCUUGAUUUGCUUUCCAUUUGGGAAAUAGGUUUCCCUCUCUUAUUAAUAAUAAUUCUUUUUUUUUUUGUUGCUCCAUGUCAGACACGGUUCAUUUUUUGUUGUGUUUUUGCACAUUUGCAGUGUGCUUUUUAAAAGUUUUUUUUCUGGCUUCACAUUUUCUAGUAAGAUUCUGUGUUUUUUUUUUGUGUAAUGCUUUUUUUUCUUUAAUUAGUAAUCUAUUAUUUUCUGUUUUUUUAAUGCUUUCAUAGUAUUUCAAUCAUUUAAUUAUGUGCGGGGUUUCUCGUCCCCUGAAUGGAUUUCCCUUUAAACUGAUGCAAACUGCGUUGCGAUUUUUGCCUUCGGCUUUGCAACUUCCUAUAGUUUUUGCUAUAGAGAACAUGUAUGUAUAUAUUUGUGUGUGCUUUUUUAAUAAUUAUCUCUUAUUAAUGUACUUUUCUUGAUUGCAUGGUAUAGAGAAAAGGAUAAAGAGUGUUGCAAAAAAAAAAUAAAAAUAAAAA
Messenger RNA from Anopheles gambiae (African malaria mosquito), 3155 nucleotides. RefSeq lists its product as uncharacterized. Bases 165 to 1049 code for a protein of 294 amino acids. The record is from RefSeq and is a predicted model, not a curated record. NCBI's taxonomy places the organism in Eukaryota, Metazoa, Arthropoda, Insecta, Diptera, Culicidae. The transcript has 3 exons.